Ahaetulla prasina is the source of this 2965-nucleotide messenger RNA. RefSeq names its product E3 ubiquitin-protein ligase TRIM7-like. The record is from RefSeq and is a predicted model, not a curated record. Gene Ontology annotation, molecular function: protein binding; zinc ion binding. The transcript has 9 exons. Lineage: Eukaryota; Metazoa; Chordata; Lepidosauria; Squamata; Colubridae. Bases 255 to 1799 code for a protein of 514 amino acids.
GAAAGCCCCGGCGUCCCUUUUCUGCACCUGCACCUGCGCAGGCGCCGAGCCGGCCCUUCGCCUCCUGCGCGGCGGCUCUGUGGGCUGAGCGCAGCUGCCUUUCAGCGAGAGGGAAAGUUGCGGCCUCGGUCCAGGCUCCGGUGAGGAGGGGGCUGCUCCCCGCCCUUGGCCCGAGAGAUCGGAGGCUGUGCUGGGCGAAGGGCCGAAGAGGCUUUGCAGGUUCCGCAAAGGGCGAAAGAGAACCGAAGAGCCCCAUGGCAGCCUCAGGGGAGGAGACGGCCUUGGGGCAGCUGGGCCAGGAGGCCACCUGCCCACUCUGCCUGGACUUCUUCCAGCACCCGAUGGUCCUGUCCUGCGGGCACAACUUCUGCCGCGACUGCCUGGCCCAGCUGGGCGCCGAGUUUUCCUGCCCCCAGUGCAGAGCCAAGGUGGAGCCUGGCAGCGCCUGCCCCAACCGGCCCCUGGCCAGCAUCGUCUGCCAUCUGAAGAGGCUUCGGCUGUCUGGGGGAGGCCAGGAGGAGAGCAGCCGCCACCAGCUGUGCCAGGAACACGGGCAACCCCUGCAGACCUUCUGCUCCCGUGAGAAGAGCCUCCUCUGCCCCGGCUGCCUGGGGGGGCACCAGGGCCACCCCCUCCUCUCUCUGCCCGAGGCUGCCCAGGAGUACAAGGACCUGCUGGAUGGCCUCCUGGAGCCCCUGAGGAAGGAGGAGCAGAAGCUGCUGGAGCAGAGGAAGGCAGAAGAGCAGAGCCGGCAGGAGUGCCAGGAGCAAUUUGCCGCCGAGAAGCAGAAGGUGGGCCUGGCGCUGGAGUCGCUGCAGGAGCUGCUCGGGGAGAGGCAGCCGGUCUGGCUGGCCUGGCUGGCCGAGCAGGAGGAGAAGAUGGAGGAUGAGUGGGGGGUCGCCCUGGCCCAGCUUUCCGCGGAGGCCUCCCGCCUGCAGCAGCUGAUUGCCCAGACGGAGAGGAAGUGCCGCCAGACGGACGGGGAAUUCUUGCAGGACAUCCAGGACACCGUAGACAGGUGCCGGAGUCACGUGGUGGGUCGCGUAGAGAGGGUCUCUCCCAGGCUGCAAGGCAGACUCAAGGCCCUCUUGGAGAAAAACGCUUCUGUGAAGCAGGUUGUGGACAAUUACAAAGCCACUCUGCGGACGAUUCUGACCAGGGAGAAUCUGGAGCGACUUCUGGCCACGGGACCUUUGCCACAAACCCCCCAAACUCCAAGAUUGUCUAAAGUCUACAUCCAGCUGAACCCCUCAACCGCCCACCCCAGGCUCUGGUGCCAGGGAUCCACGGUGAAUUGGGCCAACAAGUAUCAGGAAUGCCUGGAUGUACCAGAGAGGUUCAACCGGGAAUUCUGUGUCUUGGGCUAUGGGGGAUUCACCACAGGAUGGAACUGCUGGGAAGUGUCUGUGCUGGAGGCAGACAAAAUCGCCCCUGUGUGGGGCAGACCGUACUGGGCCAUCGGGGUGGCCAAGGGGUCCGUCCGCAGGAAGGGGAGCUUCCAGCUGAGCCCCCAGGAGGGAAUCUGGGCCGUGGGGAAGAGUGUUGGGGGGGAGAUAGUCGCUUUCUCCAAGGAUCAGCAGAAGCUGAGCUUGCAAAGGCCGCUGCGGAGGCUGCGGGUGAGGCUGGGCUGCGAGGCAAAAGUGGUGGAGUUCCUGGACGCGGAGGUGGAAAUUCCCCUCUACACCUUCUGGACGGGGCCCUUCCUUGGGGAGACGCUCUGGCCUUUUUUCUAUCUGGGCCAAGAGGGGGUCACCCUUCAAUGUGAGGAAUGCUCUCGUCUUAGAACAGGGUUCCUGUAGUGGUGCCUCCUGGCCCCUCUGAGCCCCCUUUUGAAGUGCCCCCUUGUGUUGGCAUUCAGGGUAGACUUCAAGGGCAAAACGCCCCCCCCCCCAUAAACUGAAUUGCAGUAGUCUAACCAGGACAUGAGUGACGGGAAUUAGCAGGUGGAAGCUUUUUCCAACCUAGAAAUAAGAAAUUUCCUAACAGAACAAUUGAAGAAUGGGAAAGAGUUGUGGGAGCUCCAUGACUGGAAGUUUUCAAGAAGAGACUGGAUGGUAUAAGGUCCUCUGGCUUGAGCAGGAGGGUGGACUAGAAGACCUCUGAGGCCCCUUCCAGCACUAGGACUCCGUGACUCUGCUCAGGGCCUUCUGGUCCAGGGAAGAAGAAGGUCAUAAUGACGUAAGCAGAGAUCACAGAGAUGAGACGAUUUUGGGAUAAAACAUCUGAUUAAGGGCCUCGCAAUCCUGGUCUGGUUGAGUCCGAACCUGUUCCAAUAUUCCAAUUGUAUCUGGACCCUUACGUCCAUUUCUAACUUUGUAAAGUGAAAUUAUUAUUUAGCUUUUUGCUGUUUACUGUGCCUUUAAAUUCUUAAGCUUAUGAUUAAUAAUUUCUUAUGUUCAGAAUGUAUUGAUUAAAUUCAUAUGACCACUCAAUUCACACAUAAGUGACUCUGGGCAACUUGGAACAGGGGUCUCCAACCUUGGUCCCUUUAAGACUUGUGGACUUCAACUCCCAGAGUUCCUCAGCCAGCUUUGCUGGCUUAAAGGGACCAAGUCUUAAAGGGACCAAGGUUGGAGACCCCUGACUUAGAAUACUUAAAACACCACAAAGAAACCCAUAACCCCCAUCCUAUGCACACACGGCAGCAACAACACAAUCAAAUUGGCCACUUUUUUAAUUAUUAUUUUUUACAAACACAUCAAUCCAUGAACAAUGUGGCGCCUGGGUGUCAUACAUUCUAAUACAAAUAAAACUAAUAGCAUUAGUCAUAGUCAUUACUUUCAAUCCAACUUAUACAUUUUUAAUAGUAAUACAUAUUUAUAUAAAGUUGCAAUCUAUCAUUCAAUUAUUCCAUGUUUUCUCUUUAUUACUCUUAUUAUAUUUGAAUACAAAUAAAACUAAUAGCAUUAGUCAUAGUUAUUACUUUCAAUCCAAUAAUGAAAGAUUGCAAUUUUAUAUAAAUAUC